UAGAUUCCUUGCGAACGGGCCACACCCACACCCACACAGAUUGUCAGACAGGUAUCUAACAUUUGGACUCAUAAUUCCCAGAGGCAACAGACUUUUUGCACCCUUCCAUGCAACACCUUGCGAGUUUUUCUCUCUACAUCAGAACUUAGAAAAGAUGGAUGGUAAGAAGAAGCCGAUGCGGGUGCUGGUGACAGGUGGCAGUGGCCUCGUGGGGAAAGCUAUAGAGCGUGUGGUAAAGCAGGAAGGAGGAGCGAAGGAAGGGGAAGAAUGGAUCUUCAUCAGCUCCAAAGAUGCAGACCUGACAAACGAAGCUGAGACGAGGGCCAUCUUCGAGAAAUAUCAGCCCACACAUGUUAUUCACCUCGCAGCAAUGGUGGGCAGUCUCUUCAUGCACAUGAAACAGAACCUAGACUUCUGGAGGAAAAACAUGGCUAUGAAUAUUAACGUGCUGCACAUGGCUCACGAGUUUGACGUGGAGAAAGUCGUCUCGUCUUUGUCCACGUGCAUUUUCCCGGAUAAAACCACUUACCCGAUUGAUGAGACUAUGAUCCAUGAUGGUCCUCCACAUGAGUCGAACUCAGGUUACUCCUAUGCCAAGAGGAUAAUUGAUUUAUAUAACAGAACCUGUUUUCAGCAGUAUGGACGGCGAUACACGGCGAUCAUUUCCACAAAUAUCUUUGGCCCAUAUGACAACUUCCACCUUGAGCAUGGUCACGUUUUAUCUGCACUCAUCCACAAAACCUACAAAGCAAAGAGGGACGGAACUGCUCUGCAGGUCUGGGGUUCGGGUAGAGGACUACGUCAGUUCAUCUUCUCUCUCGAUGUGGCUCGUCUUUUUGUGUGGGUGCUGAGAGAAUAUGAGGAAAUCGAGCCCAUCAUUCUCUCAGUUGGAGAAGAAGAUGAGAUAACCAUUAAGAAUGCAGUCAAUGCAAUUGUAGAAGCAUUCGGCUUCACGGGACCUGUGAUUUAUGACACAAGCAAAUCAGACGGUCAGCUGAAGAAAACGGCGAGUAACGCCAAACUGAGACGCUACCUUCCUAAUUUCACCUUCACUCCAUUCCAUACAGCUGUGAAGGAGACAUGUGAUUGGUUUGCUGAUAAUUACAACAUCGCUCGUAGAUGACCAUUCGGCUCAAACCACCAAGUGAUGAUCUUUUUACACUCUUUGAACUUCACCUGUACACUUUGGGGUUAAACUGGUUGUAAACACUUUUCUGUUAGUUUUAUUCUUUACAAUCAAGGGGGAAAAAUGCAUAUGAUCUCAGGAUAUCUCAUUUAAUAAAUAUUCUUUAAAUAUAUCUGAUGUGGCUUUGUAAUUUCAUUACAGUAAUAAUAAAAAAAACACCUUUAUUUGCCAUCUAGGCUUUGUCUUUUCUGCCAUAGAAAGAGGUAAAAGUGUGAAAGAAUUCGACUGGUUAAACUUCAUUUAUUACCUGACAGACAUUUCUUGACUUUUCUUGCUCUUUGUUGUAUUUUCCAUUUCAUGAUGCAUGAAAUGGUGAAAGGUCUAGACAGCAAGCAGGCCAGUUCAGCAACUGAACCAUUCUUAUACUCAUGCUAUUUUAAAAGAUGCAAAUGCAGUUAGCUUUGUUGGAAUCAUUUGUUGCUUUAAAACCUGUAAAACCAUUUAGCAUUGAUGCAAGCUGGCCAUUCCACAUACUUUCAGAGAUGCUGCUUUUUUUAACUAAUAGUCCUUCUCCUCUUUAGUACAGAUGUGCUAUCCUUGGUUUCCAAAAAGAAAUUAAAGUUUGACCACAAAA
Molecule: messenger RNA, 1760 nt
Organism: Silurus meridionalis
Lineage: Eukaryota; Metazoa; Chordata; Actinopteri; Siluriformes; Siluridae
Product: GDP-L-fucose synthase-like
Exons: 10
Coding region: 155-1123 (322 amino acids)
Biological process (GO): nucleotide-sugar biosynthetic process
Molecular function (GO): GDP-L-fucose synthase activity
Source: RefSeq, a predicted model, not a curated record